AAAGACUGACGCAAAAAUUAAUUCAUUCAAUUAAUGCGACAAAAAAGUGUCCAUUCACUAAAAAGUGAUAGAUAUCCUUGCAGCAGCUCGAGUUGUGAAAAUUGAUGUGUGACAAGAGAAUAGAAAUUUGAAUAAUUUGCGUGAGCGGCGCAUACACAAUAACGGAGAACAAGAAAAAUAAUCAAAAAUUUCACUUGAAAAAUUAAAAAAAAUAUUUUUUGUGACAUGCUUUUGACCAAAAUUAUGUGUCCACAAGACAAGCAAAAUUUAAAUUAGUUUUCAAAACUUAAUCUAGACAAUUUUUGAAUUUCCAUCAAAUAAAAAGUGUGAAAUGAUUUGCGACAACAACUCAGUCUUACUCCAGAAGCGAAACUGAACAGUCAUAAAAACAGUGAAAAAAAUAUUUUAAUAAAAAAAGGAGUAAAGUAAUGAAAUUUUUUAAUUAAUUACAUGGUCAAAGGGAAAAAUUUUCAAUUUCCAAGGAAACCGGAAUUAGGAUACAAAACUUUUUUCUCAUAAAAAAAAAAUCAACGCAGAGGAAAUUCAUUAAUAAACUAACAGCAACAUGAUGAAAUCCCAAAUUUUAAUCCUGCUUUGCUUCUGUCUCUUGCAAGUCAUUAGCUACCCGCUUCUCGGCGAUUCCGACAUCAAUUUGGAAACGGAUUACGAUUUAAUACCACGAAACGUUGCCAAAAAGGAUAUUUUUAUGUCGCGCGGCUGGGGAGCAUCUGGCAUGCCUUAUUCCGCAUAUUGGCUCGAUAAGCCCACGAGCGUUGUUUCGCGUCACAAAAAUCGUCAGCAGCCCACAAAACCGAACGCCAUGUAUGCCAGCAAGGAACAAGACUCAGAACUGAAAAGUGAAGCGAAUAACUUUGAAGCGUUGCGAUCUCCAGCGUAUGGCGACGAUGCCUCGCGAAAUAAUAAGUUGCGGAAAUUGGUGAGCCCACCGAAAAACAAGUACACCGUUCCGCAGUUGUUUAUCUCGUAUGGAUGGGGUCCAAUGGGCUAAAAAAAAUGAGAGAGAUAAUUUUUUUUAUUUGUGAUUUUUUAAAAUGUUUCAUCUCAGUGCUUGAAAUGUUUUAUCUUUAAUGUAUUUAUGUGUAUCCUAAUGACGUAAUUUAAUCUAUAAAAAAAUAUAUAAAAAUUUUAAAUUAAAUGUGUAAGAAAAAAAAUAAUGAUUUUUAUUAUUUAUCUACCGGCAAAAAUUAUUUGACAAAAGAAAUCAAAUUUU
Molecule: messenger RNA, 1231 nt
Organism: Culicoides brevitarsis
Lineage: Eukaryota; Metazoa; Arthropoda; Insecta; Diptera; Ceratopogonidae
Exons: 2
Coding region: 566-1009 (147 amino acids)
Source: RefSeq, a predicted model, not a curated record